This is a messenger RNA of Manis pentadactyla (Chinese pangolin), 7374 nucleotides long. RefSeq names its product ATPase phospholipid transporting 11B (putative) (gene ATP11B). NCBI's taxonomy places the organism in Eukaryota, Metazoa, Chordata, Mammalia, Pholidota, Manidae. The record is from RefSeq and is a predicted model, not a curated record. The coding region runs from base 258 to 3764 and encodes 1168 amino acids. Gene Ontology annotation, molecular function: ATPase-coupled intramembrane lipid carrier activity; ATP hydrolysis activity; ATP binding. Gene Ontology annotation, biological process: phospholipid translocation. The transcript is spliced from 31 exons. Gene Ontology annotation, cellular component: plasma membrane; recycling endosome; endoplasmic reticulum.
GGUUGUGCUAGUGCUUUGGGUGACAACGGUCAGUAAUGAAGGUGGCUGCGGCGCGGCAGCAGUCUCAGCCACGCCGGGCGGGGGCGGCGCCGGGGCCGCGCCUGUAGGACCGCGGGGCCGGUGCGGCGAGAUGGGGACCUGGCGCGGGGAGUGAGGUGGCGGCGGCGGCGAGCGCUUCCCUCCUCUGGCUCGUCGGCCUCCGCCUGCAGCCCCUCGGCCCCCGCGUCCCGCGGGACCGGGACGGCGACGGCGGGGGCAUGUGGCGCUGGGUCCGGCAGCAGCUGGGUUUUGACCCACCACAUCAAAGUGACACAAGAACUAUUUAUAUAGCCAACAGGUUUCCUCAGAAUGGCCUUUACACACCUCAGAAAUUUAUAGAUAACCGGAUAAUUUCAUCUAAGUACACUGUGUGGAAUUUUGUUCCAAAAAAUUUAUUCGAACAAUUCAGAAGAGUGGCAAACUUCUAUUUUCUUAUUAUAUUUUUGGUUCAGCUUAUGAUUGAUACACCUACCAGUCCAAUUACCAGUGGACUUCCAUUAUUCUUUGUGAUAACAGUAACUGCCAUAAAGCAGGGGUAUGAAGAUUGGUUACGACAUAACUCAGAUAAUGAAGUAAAUGGGGCUCCUGUUUAUGUUGUUCGAAGUGGUGGCCUUGUAAAAACUAGAUCAAAAAACAUUCGGGUUGGUGAUAUUGUUCGAAUAGCCAAAGAUGAAAUUUUCCCUGCAGAUUUGGUGCUUCUGUCCUCAGAUCGACUUGAUGGUUCUUGUCAUGUUACAACUGCUAGUUUGGAUGGAGAAACUAACCUAAAGACACACAUGGCAGUUCCAGAAACAGCAGUAUUACAAACAGUUGCCAGUUUGGACACUCUUAUAGCUGAGAUAGAAUGUCAGCAACCAGAAGCAGACUUGUACAGAUUCAUGGGACGAAUGAUAAUAACUCAACAAAUGGAAGAAAUUGUAAGACCUUUGGGGCCAGAGAGUCUCUUGCUACGUGGAGCCAGAUUAAAAAACACAAAAGAAAUUUUUGGUGUUGCUGUAUACACUGGAAUGGAAACUAAGAUGGCAUUAAAUUACAAGAGCAAGUCCCAGAAACGGUCUGCAGUAGAAAAAUCAAUGAAUACAUUUUUGAUAAUUUAUCUAAUAAUCCUUAUUUCUGAAGCCAUCAUUAGUACUAUCUUGAAAUAUACAUGGCAAGCUGAAGAAAAAUGGGAUGAACCUUGGUAUAACCAAAAAACAGAACAUCAAAGAAAUAGUAGUAAGAUUCUGACAUUUAUUUCAGACUUCCUUGCUUUUUUGGUACUCUACAAUUUCAUCAUUCCAAUUUCAUUAUAUGUGACAGUUGAAAUGCAGAAGUUUCUUGGAUCAUUUUUCAUUGGCUGGGAUCUUGAUAUCUAUCAUGAAGAAUCAGAUGAGAAAGCUCAGGUUAAUACUUCUGAUCUGAAUGAAGAGCUUGGACAGGUGGAGUAUGUGUUUACAGAUAAAACUGGUACACUGACAGAAAAUGAGAUGCAGUUUCGGGAAUGUUCAAUUAAUGGCAUAAAAUACCAAGAAAUCAAUGGUAGACUUGUAUCUGAAGGACCAACACCAGACUCUUCAGAAGGAAACUUAUCUUAUCUUAAUAGUUUAUAUCAUCUUAACAACUUAUCCCAUCUUACAACCAGUUCCUCUUUUAGAACAAGUCCUGAAAAUGAAACUGAACUAAUUAAAGAACACGAUCUCUUCUUUAAAGCAGUCAGUCUCUGUCACACUGUACAGAUUAGCAAUGUACAAACUGACGGCCUUGGUGAUGGUCCCUGGCAAUCCAAUCUUGCGCCCUCCCAGUUGGAAUACUAUGCAUCUUCACCAGAUGAAAAGGCUCUAGUGGAAGCUGCUGCAAGAAUUGGCAUUGUUUUUAUUGGCAGUUCUGAAGAAACUAUGGAAGUUAAAAUACUUGGAAAACUGGAACGGUACAAACUGCUUCAUGUUCUUGAAUUUGAUUCAGAUCGUAGGAGAAUGAGUGUAAUUGUUCAGGCACCCUCAGGUGAGAAGUUUUUGUUUGUUAAAGGAGCUGAAUCAUCAGUUCUUCCGAAAUGUAUAGGUGGAGAAAUAGAAAAAACCAGAGUUCAUGUAGAUGAAUUUGCUUUGAAAGGGCUAAGAACUCUGUGUAUGGCCUAUAGACAAUUAACAUCUAAAGAGUAUGAGGAAAUAGAUAAACGCUUAUUUGAAGCUAGGACUGCCUUGCAGCAACGGGAAGAGAAAUUGGCAGAUGUCUUCCAGUUCACAGAGAAAGAACUAAUGUUACUUGGAGCUACAGCAGUAGAGGACAGACUACAAGAUAAAGUUCGAGAAACUAUUGAAGCAUUGAGGAUGGCUGGUAUCAAAGUAUGGGUUCUUACUGGAGAUAAACAUGAAACAGCUGUUAGUGUGAGUUUAUCAUGUGGACAUUUUCACAGAACUAUGAAUAUCCUUGAACUUACAAACCAGAAAUCAGACAGUGAAUGUGCUGAGAAAUUGAGGCAACUUGCCAGAAGAAUUACAGAGGAUCAUGUGAUUCAGCAUGGGUUGGUGGUUGAUGGGACCAGCCUCUCUCUCGCACUCAGGGAGCAUGAAAAACUAUUUAUGGAAGUUUGCAGAAAUUGUUCAGCUGUUUUGUGCUGUCGUAUGGCACCACUGCAGAAAGCAAAAGUAAUAAGACUGAUAAAAAUCUCACCAGAGAAACCUAUAACAUUGGCUGUUGGUGAUGGUGCUAAUGAUGUAAGCAUGAUACAAGAAGCACAUGUUGGCAUAGGAAUCAUGGGUAAAGAAGGAAGACAAGCUGCAAGAAACAGUGACUAUGCAAUAGCUAGAUUUAAAUUCCUCUCCAAGUUGCUUUUUGUUCAUGGUCAUUUUUAUUAUAUUAGAAUAGCUACCCUUGUACAGUAUUUUUUUUAUAAGAAUGUGUGCUUUAUCACACCCCAAUUUUUAUAUCAGUUCUACUGUUUGUUUUCUCAGCAAACACUCUAUGACGGCGUGUACCUGACUUUAUACAAUAUAUGUUUUACUUCCCUACCUAUUCUGAUAUACAGUCUGUUGGAACAGCAUAUAGACCCUCAUGUAUUACAGAACAAGCCCACCCUCUAUCGAGACAUUAGUAAAAACCAUCAGCUAAGCAUUAAAACAUUUGUUUAUUGGACUAUCCUGGGUUUCAGUCAUGCUUUUAUUUUCUUUUUUGGAUCCUAUUUUCUAAUAGGGAAAGAUACAUCUCUGCUUGGAAAUGGCCAGAUGUUUGGAAACUGGACAUUUGGCACCCUGGUUUUCACAGUCAUGGUGAUUACAGUCACAGUAAAGAUGGCUUUGGAAACUCGUUUUUGGACCUGGAUCAACCAUCUUGUUACCUGGGGAUCUAUUAUAUUCUAUUUUGUAUUUUCUUUGUUUUAUGGAGGGAUUCUCUGGCCAUUUUUGGGCUCCCAGAAUAUGUACUUUGUAUUUAUUCAGCUCCUGUCAAGUGGUUCUGUUUGGUUUGCCAUAAUACUCAUGGUUUUUACAUGUCUAUUGCUUGAUAUUGUGAAGAAAGUAUUUGACCGACAGCUCCAUCCUACAAAUACUGAAAAGGCCCAGAUGUACUCCAACACAGUUGCUUUAAGUGACGAGUUCAUCGCACUGCAGCCAUUGUCGAGGGCAAGGAAUCAGCUGAGCAAACUUAGCUUACUGAAACAAAUUCACGUAUCAAGUGCUUGGACUCCAUGUGCUGUUUCUCAGAAGGAGAAACAGCGUGUGCAUCUGUUGGAAGAAUGCUGGAACGAGUAAUAGGAAGAUGUAGUCCCACCCAUGUCAGCAGAUCAUGGAGUGCAUCGGAUCCUUUCUAUACCAACGACAGGAGCAUCUUGACUCUCUCCACAAUGGACUCAUCUACUUGCUAAAGUGGCAGUAGUACUUUGUGGGAGCCAUUUCAACUCCUUUUCUAAAACUCAGUGUGACCAUCCUGGGAAUGAGCACACUAGCUCUCCAGAAUUACUUUCUGAAAUCUCUGGAGUAGGUCUUAACUACUCAGAAUUAUAAUCGCAAAUAGAAAAAAAAAAACAUUAACAUGAAUCUCUCUUUUAAAUCUGAACAUUUGAAAUAUGUGAGAAUGUGUAAAGAAACAUUUUCCAUCUCUUCUAUCUGGGUUGUCCCUUGUGCUUGUGGGACUCCUAAUGGCAUUUCGGCCUCUUGCUAAGGUCGCUAUAUUUUAACAGCAAGGUAGAAAAGGAAGAAAAUUCCUAGUUAAUUGUACUUUUUAGUAUUAGCUUAGUUAUUGAGUCUUCUAUUUAAAUCUGCUUCUGUAAAUUAUGCUGAAAAGUUUGCCUUGAAAACUCUAUUUUUUUAUUAGAGUUUUAUUUGAAGCUUUUCAUGGGAAAAGUUAAUGUGAAUAGUAAGAAAUUUUGGUCCAUCAGUGACCCAUGUUAUUAAUUCAUUAGUGCUUUCUAAAUUCACAGAGCAUAUUAGGAGAAUGCAUUUCUAACCAUUUUUUUACUGCACUAUGUGGGUAGUAAAUGUAUACUAAUACCAAACUUGCUCUAAAUGUGCUGUAACACCACCAGUAAAAUUAACCAUAUACAUGCAAAGGGUAUAUCAUAUCUUAUAUAUAAAUCAGGAAUCAAGUCCAUUCACCAAAUUUCAAAUUGAUAUUUACUCUUGUGAUGGAAUAUGAAGUGGGUAAAUUAGAUACCAUUAGCAUAUUGUUAUUUAAUGUGUUUAUCAUUGGAUCUUUUGCAUGCUUUAAUCUGGUUAAUAUAUUUAAAUUUGCUUUUUUCCCCCACUCUCUCCCUAUGUGAAAGCUCUAUUUAUAGCAUUUUAUGACACUGUUGUAAAGUUCAGCUAUAUGAAUAAAAAAGAAAUUUGAAUAGUAUUUAAAUACUGCAAAUACUUUUAAUUAUACAGACCAAAAUAUUAGGGUAGUUAAACCAAUAAAAAGAGAAGAACCUUUUUCUUUGGCUUAGAAUUGCUCUACCUUUCAGUAAGCUAGAUUUUAGAAUAAAAAAUUUCAGAUAAGAAUCCUGUUAUUUUAGGUUAGUAUAUGUUAUCUAAGUUACUUUAGACUACCACAGUAAACUGAAAUUUGCCCAGUGCCCCCAUUAUUAGGCAUAUUUUCAGGCAUGGCUGUGAAAUGUAAGUUAAGGUCUAAAAUGCUAGGUUUUAAGGGAUAAUGGCAGCAGUAAGUUAAGAUGCUAGAAUGAUUAAUCAGGUAUGUAUUGUAUUACUCUAACUCACUGCACUUCAAUACUUAAUUUCUGUUAUGAAUUUAUCAUAGAUUCAGUGUUGUCAUUUGUUUUAACAAAAAGUAAUGUUUUAAAAUUUGGAAAUAAUUACUGGUUUAAUAACUAUUAGCCAGCUCUAAGCAUAUAAUAAUUAUGUACCUAUACAUUUAAAAUUGUGUGGAUACAGUUAAAUAAGGUUUGCCAAAAUUUUCCCCUGGGAAGGUAAUAAUUCCUUUUCAUAGAUUUAUUGUGCAACCUUCCACCCCUUUCCCAUUUCAUGAAUAUAAGACUUCUGGAAUUGGGUCAGUAGGGAAAGAAUGGUAGAGUCAAGAAUUAAGACUUCACCUUGGUUCACUAUUUUCUUGCUAAUACAAUGUUUGUGUGUUACAAUAAUGCAAGGACUUUAGGUUAUAAUUUCAGCCUAAAUACUAACUUUCAAAAAUAGCCCCUCUUUAACUCAGAUAUUCCAAAUUGGGUUUAGGAAUAUACUGUUAUUCUGAAGAUACAUUAAAAGGAUAAUAAAAGGUACCAGUGAACACUUAUCAUUUCAUGUUCCAAAACUGGAAAUACUGCAGAAAAUAUUUAGUGAGUAGUUCAGCAGAGGAUAAUUUGGAUUUGCGUCUUCUUAGAAUGUCUUAUAAAAUGUUCAUAUAGCAAAAUAAUGUUCAGUAGGCCAUCAUUACAUCUACCCUACAGUGUUGAUUUGCCAUCAGUUAAACUGACUACUGACACUAGAGAAGGACUACAAACCCAUCAAGCCGCCUCUGACCACCUGCAGCAGGCAGGUCAGCUGGCCUCUAUGGUGCUUAAGGUGUGACUGAUGUAAUUUCCUGCAUUCACUAUUUGAAGUUAUUUAAGAUAUUUAUAAUUUUAAAAAGUAAAUGUCAGCCACUGCUAGGCUCAUCCAAUUCUGUUGUUCAAAACCUAUUCCAUGUAAGGAAAAUUAUCUUAUAAGGAAAGAGUUUACUUCUAUUUAUUUAAGAAAGUAAGUGUCAACUACAAGCUUUCCAUGGUUUUCUAAUGCAAAUAUUCAUAUUGUAAAAUUAUUAGUGCAUAACUGGUAAUCAUAGAAAGUUCCCUCUUGGCACAUUUUUUUAAAGCUUUUUGGAAGGUACGAUGUUGAUAAUUAACUUAUCUGCCAAAACCAGAGUAAGAUGCUACACAUGUUAUUGCUAGUUAAUUAAAGGCCUCAAAUCUGCCUCACUUGCCUGCGUUUGCCUAGCCUGAAGGCUGUAGCCCUAAAGAUAGUAGCAAGCACCAAGUCAGUUCCCAGAAUUGCCCAUCAGCUGCUGUAGGUGACUCAGCACCGUGCCUCAGCUUUAGCAAGCAUCAGGCCCAACCCAGGAGUAAAGUGUGGGUCAGGAAAACUACAGUGGACUAGGCUUGCUGUGGGUGAGGCAAAGGGAGAGAAUAAAACAGAUUGAAUUUCUUUUAACUUGAGGCUUAAUUUCCAUAAUGUCCAAAGGCUUCCCAGACCUGAUCCAAACUCUGGCACUGUCCUGAACAGGAGAUUAAACAGGCAAAUCACCCUCUUAGGAAAUACUUUGACUCAGACCACAGUUACUUCUACUGCAUAAGAUUGUGAAAUUGGGCUUGUGCGAUAAGCUUGAGACUCCUGACAGGCAAGGCCAUUAAAAAGUUGGCAAUUAAUACCUAAAGUUCUUUAAAGAUGCUGCUCUCUGAACAGUUAUUGUGAGCUGAGGAAAAAGGGGAAAUCACCUAUGUUUAUGUUUCUCUUGUAAAGGUCAAUUUGGCGGUAUGAUAUACGCAGGUAUUAAUUUAAAAACACACCAAAGAGUUAUGUAAAACAUGUUUUAUUAAUUUUGGUCCCCCUUUAGAGACAUUUUUAUUUCUAUCUAGAAAUGAGUCAUCUAUUUUCAUAAAGGUAGAACAUUAUUAAAGUGCUGCUUAUGUUCAAGAUAACUUGAAUGGUUUUCUUAUAAAAAUAGAGCAUUACUAAUGAUAUGUUUGUAAUAGUGGUGAUGGAUUUUUGUGAGGAAUUAAUAGCUGAAAAUAAUGGUAGCAACACUUACUUUAAACUUUUGGACCUCAGACACUGUGGCUGUCUAAUUCUUUAAAAAUUCUCUGCAUUGUCAGUAAGUGUAGUAUACUUAUUGUACAGCUCUCAGUAAUUUUUUAAAGUUUAUGAAAUUAUAUUAAAUAAAAUUUUUCCUAUAUAA